Populus nigra (black poplar) is the source of this 1904-nucleotide messenger RNA. RefSeq names its product BES1/BZR1 homolog protein 4. Gene Ontology annotation, molecular function: DNA-binding transcription factor activity. The transcript has 2 exons. NCBI's taxonomy places the organism in Eukaryota, Viridiplantae, Streptophyta, Magnoliopsida, Malpighiales, Salicaceae. The coding region runs from base 449 to 1435 and encodes 328 amino acids. Gene Ontology annotation, biological process: DNA-templated transcription; brassinosteroid mediated signaling pathway. The record is from RefSeq and is a predicted model, not a curated record.
GACUAAUAGUGGAAAGCACCCAGCUCCAACAUAUUUAGCUGACAGUUCUCCUGAUGAUUUCUUCAGGUUUUGCUUCUUCCCGGGUUCAACCAAAAAAACAUCACCUCCAGUUUCAUGGCCACCUUCUAAAAUCUAUAUUCAAAUGGAUCUGAUCUGACCAGUUACCCUUUACCAAUUCCAAUUGCUCUCGUUCAAGCCAUAACAGGUUUCUUUCGUUUUUAGGUCCCUAAAAAAUUGCAGCUUUCAUUGAUUUCUUAUCAUUAUCUACUUAUUCCAGUCCUCAUUGAACACACUUUUUUAAUAAAAAACCAGACUUCCACAACAAAAUUUUAGUCCGAAAAUUUAAACUCAGUUUUACUGAGUCUUCCAAGUACCGCCCAUAUAGAAUCUUGCUCCUUUCUUGCUAAUCCAGUCACUUCGUAGAUCAAUUUUGUUAUAGACUAGAAGUAUGACUUCAGGUACGAGACUACCAACAUGGAAAGAAAGAGAGAACAACAAGAGAAGAGAAAGGAGAAGAAGAGCCAUUGCAGCAAAGAUAUUUUCUGGGCUAAGAAUGUAUGGCAACUACAAGCUUCCAAAACAUUGUGACAAUAAUGAAGUCCUUAAAGCCCUCUGCAAUGAGGCUGGCUGGACCGUCGAGCCCGAUGGCACUACUUUCCGUAAGGGAUGCAAACCUGUAGAACGCAUGGACAUUCUUGGUGUUUCUGCAACAACAAGUCCAUGCUCCUCGUACCACCCUAGCCCUUGUGCUUCCUACAACCCAAGUCCUGGAUCCUCUUCCUUUCCCAGUCCAGCUUCAUCCUCAUACGCUGCUAAUGCCAAUAUGGAUUGCAAUUCCCUCAUACCAUGGCUCAAAAACCUCUCAUCGGCAUCUUCAUCAGCUUCCUCCUCCAAGUUUCCUCAUCUAUACAUCCAUGGUGGCUCCAUAAGUGCUCCUGUUACUCCUCCUUUGAGCUCUCCCACUGCUCGAACUGCUCGAAUAAAAGCUGACUGGGAAGACCAAUCUAUCCGCCCAGGCUGGGGUGGGCAGCACUACUCCUUCUUGCCAUCUUCAACUCCACCGAGUCCUGGCCGCCAAAUUGUUCCCGAUCCAGAAUGGUUUAGGGGGAUUCGAAUACCACAAGGCGGUCCAACAUCUCCCACAUUCAGCCUAGUUGCCUCCAACCCAUUUGGCUUCAAGGAAGAGGCUUUAGCUGGUGGUGGAUCCAAUGGUGGAUCGCGCAUGUGGACUCCAGGUCAAAGUGGUACAUGUUCACCUGCCAUCGCAGCUGGCUCUGAUCAUACAGCUGAUAUUCCCAUGGCCGAGGUUUCAGAUGAGUUUGCAUUUCGAUGUAAUGCUACUGGUCUAGUGAAGCCAUGGGAAGGAGAGAGGAUCCAUGAAGAAUGUGGAUCAGACGAUCUAGAGCUUACGCUUGGGAACUCAAGAACCAGGUGAGCUGGCAUGAUAUUUGAUUAAAUAGAUCAAUUCUACUGUUGUUUACUUGAAUCUUGUUGAAAUGCAGAUAAACAAUUGCAAAAAUGAAAAUUCCCGAGUGAGCUUCCUUGCAUGAACUCUCAUUCUGUGUUUUUACUACUGAGUUGUAUAAGGGAUCUUGGUGAGUAAUUAAUUAGCCGUUGCUGCUCUCUGCUUGUUUAUUUAUUUUUCACUGUUUGCUUUAACUUAUUUCUAGAUAACACAUAGAGAUAGUGCUUCAAAGUGAGACGUGGUUUCACCCUUUCACUUGGUUAGUUUCACUCUAAAUUCUAUUGGAAGAACUGCUUCAACCGGUCGUCUUCCUUCAGUUUCUGGUUUGCCAUUGAAGAGUAAUGCUCAGUGACUCAAGUGAAUGGAAUUGUAAUUCAAUGCUUUUUGUGUAUUCUUUGGCAUUUGUAUUGUUCAUAUUAUCAUUUUCACUUCCGUUUUA